AUGCGCUCUCUCACGCACUAUCUCAUACGCACCCUCACGCGCGCUCACGCGCUAUCACACACGCUCUCUCACGCACUCUCUCACGCACUCCCUCACGCGCUCCCUCACGCACUCUCUCACUCGCACUCUCACGCGCACACUCACGCUCACUCACGCGCUGUCACGCGCGCUCUCUCACGCGCUCUCUCUCGCACACUCUCACGCACACUCUCAUGCGCUCUCUCAUGCGCACUCUCACGCACACACUCACGCCCACCCUCACGCGCUCUCUCACGUGCUCCCUCACGCGCUCACUUACGUUCUCUCACGUGCUCUCUCACGCGCUAUCUCACGCGUUCUCUCACGUGCUCUCUCACGGGCUCUCUCACGUGCUCUCUCACACGCGCUCUCAUACGCACUCUCACGCGCUCUCACACGCACACUCACGCACUCUCUCACACCCUCUCUCACGUGCACUCUCAUCCGCACCCUCACGCGCUCUCUCUCGCGCACUCUCACGCGCAUUCUCUCUCUCACGCGCUCUCUAAUACGCAACCUCAUGAUCUCUCUCACGCGCUCUCUCACGCGCUCUCUCACGCGCUCUCUCACGCGCUCUCUCACGCGCUCUCUCACGCGCUCCCUCACGCGCUCUCUCACACGCUCUCUCAUGCGCUCCCUCACGCACUCCCUCACGCACUCUCACGCGCAUUCUCAAACGCUCUCUCAUGCGCCUCUCACGCGCAGUCUCACCCGCACACUCACGCGCUCUGUCACGCGCACACUCACGCGCUCCCUCACGCGCUCUCGCACGCGCUCUCUCACUCGCGCUCUCGCACGUGCUCUCUCACGCGCUCUCUCACGCGCUCUCUCACGCGCUCUCUCACGCGCUCUCUCACGCGCUCUCUCAUGCGCCUCUCACGCGCUCCCUCACCCACACCCUGA
This is a messenger RNA of Closterium sp. Yama58-4, 921 nucleotides long. The record is from the annotation of a GenBank genome assembly. NCBI's taxonomy places the organism in Eukaryota, Viridiplantae, Streptophyta, Zygnematophyceae, Desmidiales, Closteriaceae.